CUGCAGAGACAUUGAAGUGAAGUUACAGGCUACAAAUGAAGAUGAACACAUCCUUCCCAUGGUUUCCCAUGAAACUUACCUGGAGUGGGAGGGUAUUGUGAGAAAGGAGAGAGGAGGAAGGAGCACAAGGGGUCUAUAAACAAGAGUCAUGAAUCUCCAUCAGGUCCUCACAGGGGCUGUCAACCCUGGGGACAAUUGUUUCUCUGUAGGGAGCGUCAACAAUGUGCCAUUCACGGCCUAUGCGUCAGGUUGUGACGUGGUGAUUUUGGGCAGUGACUUUGAGCGACUACAGAUCAUCCCAGGGGCCAAACAUGGCAACAUCCAGGUCGGCUGUGUCGACUGCUCACUGCAGGGUGGACAGAUUGCAGCUUCCUAUGGAAGCAUUGUGUGUAUCUUUGAGCCUGUUCAACACCCAGAUCAAAAAGAUACAUUGUUGACUAAGUUGAACUGCCAAUGGCAGAAGACUGGUCAGUUUGUAUUACAGUCUAUGGUACGGAACCUGGCCUGGCACCCCACAGGCAGCACUCUGUUAACAGGCUCUAGUAGCAUCCAGUUGUGGUCUAAUGUUGAUGGAGUAAAAGAUGAAGCUGAAGAAGGGGGCAAGAAGGCAGAAGGGACAAUAAGAGAUUCUCGUUCUGCCUGGAGGUGCAUCUGGCACAGCAAGACAGCCUCUCCAGUCAGUUUAAUGAAGUUCUCACCUGAUGGGGAAUUCUUUGCUACAGCUGGACAGGAUGACUGCCUAGUAAAGGUCUGGUACAGCACCAGUAAGUGGAAGUCAGGUGUUUCCAGACUCUUUAAAUCUCCUGAACCGAGUGUCAGUGUCCAGGGAGAGUUGGCCUUCUCCUUUGUCUACCUGGCCCAUCCCCGUUCUGUUACCGGCUUCUCUUGGAGGAAGACCAGCAUGUACAUGCCACGAGGUGCAGUGUGUAAUGUUCUGCUCACCUGCUGUAAGGACAGCGUUUGUCGGCUCUGGGCAGAGACGCUGUUGCCAGGUGACAGCCUCUUGUCUGGACUCCAUAACAACCAAGCGCCUGGCCAACACAGCAAUACACUCAAAUGUGCUGGUCCCGCUGGGAAACGCACCUGCAACGGGAAGACACAAGGAAAAACAGCACCCGAAUUGAAUUUUCAAGAAUCAUGGCACUCCUCGUUAUAUCGGGAUGUGCCCCAGCCCUCCCUGACUGGCUGCCUGCCUCAUCAUCAGAGCCGACACUACAACCACAAGAAGGGCAGCAGCAACAUGCCCCAUGCCAAUGCUCUCUGCCACUUCCACAUUGCUGCCAGCAUCAACCCGGCCACAGACAUUCCUCUGCUGCCCUCCAUCUCCUCUCUGAGUGCUGUGGAUGAUGAGGAACCUGGAGGUCCUUUUACGGUCCACUGGCUCAACAACAAAGAGCUUCAUUUCACUUUAGCUAUGGAAGUCUUCCUGCAGCAGCUCCGAGGCAGCCUGGAGCAGCAGAACGAUUGCUCCCAUGAAGAGCCUGAAGAUGAGGAUAACUUUGAUGAAGAGGACAAUAGUAGCAGGCCAAGUGAUCCCCAACGACCCGAUGCUGUGGAGCUUCCUUUGGCAGCCGUGGAGCACCAGGUGGACGUGCUGUUAGAGGAGUGGAAUAAAGGGGCAGACAUGUUGUUCAGUAUUCAUCCCAUGGACGGCUCACUGUUAGUCUGGCAUGUGGACUGGUUAGAUGAAUACCAGCCAGGAAUGUUCAGACAAGCUCAGGUGUCGUUCGUGUCCCGUAUCCCUGUUGCAUUCCCUACAGGUGAUGCAAUCUCCCUGAGCCACAGUGUCGUUAUGUAUGCCUGCAACAAGAACGUGGAUCUGGCUAUUCAACAUGGCAGACAACGACCACCUGGGAGCACAUUGCCUCAAACUAAAUCUGCUCUAAUAAGCUAUGGAGGUCAAGGAAAAGCUGCACCCAGCAGUAGUCUUCGACUAAGCAUUUUCACCCCGAACGUCCUUAUGAUCUCCAAACAUUCUGAUGGUUCCCUGAACCAGUGGGCAGUCAGUUUCGCGGAAGACUCUGCUUUCUCCACUGUGCUCAGCGUCUCUCACAAGUCACGGUACUGUGGCCACCGCUUCCACCUCAAUGACCUGGCCUGUCACUCAUUACUCCCUCUCCUCCUCACCACCUCACACCAUAACGCCUUGAGGACGCCAGAGGUAGACAGCAUUCUGUCUCCUCCCGAGACCUGCUCCACUGGUUUCUCUCAUUCAACAUCUCUGUCCCGUGGGUCACGGCCCAGCCGGGUGUCCCUAGGUGUGGUUUCCCAGGAUCCCAAUGCGAUCUACAGUGAGCUGAUUUUAUGGAGAGUGGACCCUGUUGGCCCGCUGUCUUUGUCAGGCGGGGUCUCCGAGCUAGCUAGGAUUAAUUCUCUCCAUGCAUCAGCAUUUGCUAAUGUAGCCUGGCUGCCCACACUCAUUCCCAGCAGCUGUUUAGGUUUGUACUGUAACUCCCCCAGCGCCUGUUUCGUGGCAAGUGACGGCCACUCACUCAGGCUGUAUCAGGCUGUUAUCGAAGCAAAGAAACUCCUGAGUGAGCUCUCCAACCCUGAGAUAUCAAAAUAUGUUGGGGAAGUUUUCAACAUUAUCAGUCAGCAAUCCACAGCAAAACCAGGGUGUAUUAUAGAGCUGGAUACCAUUACUGACUUUCAGGGGAAGGAGACCCAGCUCCUGCAUGUUUUUGAGGAGGAUCUGAUCCUUGGCAGUGAGAGAACAGAGAGCACACAGGACACUCCUGAUUCUCCUCACACUGCCUCUGGUGAGCCGCCCUUCUCGGCACGUUUUUUCCUCGUAGUGGUUGAAUUAUCCCCAACAGGUCGCUCACUCCUUCACAUGUGGCAUCUCCAUCUUGCUGCUCGACCCAUCACCAUGGAGGAGGCCACGAUAGAGAGGGAUCCCACCACAGCUUCUCCUAUAAACAGAUCUCAGUUCCGCUGUGACACAUUCAGUUCAUCAGUAACUCAGAAGAGUAAAUCCUGCACUUCUAAUCUGCAGAGUGCCUGUCGCCUCAGCCUCACAACACACAGACUUUACAGCCAAGAGAUGGCUCUGCCAGAAGGGGUAGAAGCAAUCAGUGUUACACCCUCAGCAGGUCACCUGAGUGCGUCAUGUUCUCUGCCAGCUGGCCGUGUCCCUUACCUCCUUGCUACUUCCUGUUCCGAUGGAAAAGUGCGCUUCUGGAGGUGUAAUGUUAUAGCGACAGAGCCCUCCAGUGUGGACAACUUCUUGUACCGGUGGGAGGAGUGGCCGCUCCUGGUGGAGGAGAGGCUUCCCAACAGCAGCGCAGUAGCUGUACCAGGUCGCCCCAUUGAGGUCAGCUGUUGUCACACUGGACAGAUCGCAGUUGCCUACAGGCAGAUGCCAAAUACACCUCUGAACUCAACACCUCUUCUGAACUCUCACGGAUUGACUUCUCCUCCUACCCUGGCAUCCUCCCCCUACAACACCCAUCCGACCCCGACCUUGACUGUACAGCGUAGCCCAAAUCUCACUCCAAGCCCCAACCUAGCAAACAUUAGAGAACCAUUGGUCCACAUUAGCAUCUUCCAGUGUGAGUCCACAGGUGGUUCACAGUGGAUUCUAGAGCAGACCAUUGUCCUGGAUAACACAGAUCCCACAGCUAACUAUGGUAUUAUCAGUAGUAAAACUGGAGGUGCCAAUAUUCCAAGUAACGUGGACUUCUCUUUACCUAAUGAGAACUGUCUUGGUUCCACUAGUAAGAGCCUGGUCCAUUUGGACUGGGUGUCCCAAGAGGAUGGGUCGCAUGUUCUGACUGUCGGUAUUGGGACAAAGAUUUAUAUGUAUGGACGUCUCUCUGGGAAGCCUCCAGAACUGGGUCUGUCAUCUGAUGCCAGUAGAGAUCAGAGCUUGUCUCGCCUGGUUCUGCUUCGGUCAGUCGAUCUGGUCUCUUCGGUUGAAGGCUCAUUACCCAUCCCAGUCUCCCUCUCCUGGGUACGAGAUGGCAUCUUGGUAGUAGGGAUGGACUGUGAGAUGCACGUCUACUCCCAGUGGCAGCCCCCAGCACCACCCAAACCAAAUGCUGCCAUUGCCCAAGAAACAGACAUCAGCAGCAGUGUCUCCUCCAUAAUCUCAGCUGUCAGACAAAGCCAAGAGGAGGGACUCACUCCUGGGGCUGCAAUGUCUUUACUAGCCCCUCCCAAAAAGGCCUUGACAAGGUCGAUGAUGAGCCUGGCUCAGAAACUCAGUGGGAAGAAAACAGCUUAUGACCUGCCCGUAGAGAUGGAAGAUUCUGGGCUUUUUGAAGCAGCUCACCAACUCUUUCCCACUCUGCCCCAAUACCAUCCUGUACAGUUACUAGAGCUCAUGGAUCUAGGGAAGGUUCACCGUGCGAAAGCCAUCCUCUCUCACCUGGUGAAAUGCAUUGCUGGAGAAAUUGUGGCACUUAAAGACAGUACCAGCAAUCCAGAGAAACGUGUGCGCUCUCGAACCAUCAGCGCUGGAGGCAGCACAGCCAGGGAUCCAAAGAUGUUCAGCAAAGUAGAGAACUCCAGCCCAGACUACACAGAGAUAAGCUCCAUUCCUCCCCUUCCUCUGUACGCCCUUCUGGCAGCUGAUGAGGAUAGAUCACCAAAGCCUGAGAAAGUGGGCAGUGUGAGUGGUGAUAGUGGGCAUGGUUCGAGUCACACAGAUGCUUAUGAUGAGCUCUUUCAUACACCCAGCAUAGUGGACCUGGAUCCUCUGGACAACAAUCAAGAAGAAACAGGCAACAAGGUUAUUGACCUGUCCCAGUACAGUCCUACAUACUUUGGUCCAGAACAUGCCCAGGUACUGUCCAGCCACCUCCUUCACUCGAGUUUGCCAGGACUAACUCGAAUGGAGCAAAUGUCUCUCAUGGCGUUGGCUGACACCAUCGCUACCACAAGCACAGACCUCAAGAACAGCCAUGGCAAGAGCAAAGGUGGAGAGACACUGGAUGAGUGUGGUCUGAAGUUCUUGCUGGCUGUCAGACUGCACACCUUCCUCUCUACAUCCCUGCCUCCAGCACACCGGGCACAACUGCUACGGCAAGGCCUGUCAACAUGUCAUUAUGCCUGGGCCUUCCACUCUGAAGCUGAGGAGGAGCUGCUGAACAUGCUCCCUGCCCUACAGAAGGGAGAGCCCACCUGGCCUGAGCUGCGCUCCAUGGGUGUGGGCUGGUGGCUGCGCAGCACCAACAAGCUACGCAGGUGUAUUGAGAAGGUUGCCAAGGCUUCUUUUCAGAGAAGCAAUGAUCCUCUGGAUGCAGCUAUAUUUUACCUUGCACUGAAAAAGAAGGCAGUGGUGUGGGGAUUGUACAGGUCUCAGAAGAAUGCCAAAAUGACAGACUUUUUCCACAACAACUUCAGCGAAGACAGGUGGAGGAAAGCAGCACUGAAAAAUGCCUUUUCUCUGUUGGGAAAACAGCGGUUCCAGCAUUCUGCAGCCUUCUUCCUUCUAGCCGGCUCUCUUAAGGAUGCUGUUGAGGUGUGCUUAGAGAAAAUGCAGGACCUACAGCUCGCUCUGGUGAUCUCCAGAUUAUAUGAGUCUGAGUUUGAGACAGCAUCCACGUACAAAAAGAUCCUCCAGAGACAUGUCCUGGGACAAGACAAACAGAUUCCAGCCCAUCAGGACCCAUUCCUGCGUAGCAUGGCUCACUGGGUCCUAGAGGACUACAGCAGAGCCUUGGACACUCUACUUGAGCAGCCUGCUAACAGCACCAGCUCUAGGUCCACUGAGAGCAAAUGUGACGUUGGUUCCUCUUCUGUGUCUACAUGUAACCCUGAGGUUUUCAACUUUUACACCUACCUCCGUACCCACCCACUCCUCCUUCGCCGCCAUUUUGGCUCUUCAGAUAAGGCUAAAGUUGGCCUGACCGCUGAGGGUCGAAGAGUUGACUCCAUUAGCCUGGAGGAGAGAAGGUUGUUUUUCACAGCUGCAUAUGCACACCUACAGGCUGGCUGCCCCAUGUUAGCACUUGAAGUCCUCUCCAAGAUGCCCAAAGUCCACAAGCAUUCCAAACUCCUGAACCAGGAGGAUACAGGCAUCGCUGCUGAACUCAGUGUUGGGAGUAAGAAUGGACAAGCAUCAGACCCAGAUUGGUCUCAGCCGGGUCUGAACGGCUACGAGUCAGGUGGGAACAGCUUGUCCAACAGUCAGUCAAAUUCAGUGCUAAGUUUUGACUGGAGCCAGCAAUCACUGACACUUGCAGAUGAGCCACUGGAGCUGAAGUGGGACAGUGACAAAGAUGAUGAAGAAGAGGAUGAGGAUGAAGAAGAAAUUAAAAAUGGUAAGAGCAGUAGAACUGCAGACAGCAGCAGUGUGUUCCAGGACACGCAGGAUGCCACGUCGCCACUAAUGGAGACAGUGAUGGGAGAGGACAGUGAGAACAGCAAUGACUUCAUCGCACCAUCUGAUGACAUCUUGGCGGCUCAGCUGAAGUUUACUGCCUGCUUGAAGAUUAUGACCAAUGAACUCCGGACGCUGUCGACAGGGUAUGAACUGGAUGGGGGGAAGCUACGUUACCAGCUCUACCAGUGGUUAGAAAGAGAGGUGGUGGCUCUCCAGCGUUGUUGCAGCUACAAGCCCUGCCUACCAGAGCUGUCAGGCCACAGUGAUGCUCCUGUUUCUGGGUUGGUGGAGGAGGAACAGCCUGGGAGCCCUCAUGGUGACAGCCAGAGGAGCAGGAGACACUGGCUGCAGGGUAACCAGCCCUUACUUAGGAUGUUUCUGAGUUACUGCAGCUUGCAUGGCUCCCACGGUGGAGGACUGGCUUCUGUGCGCAUGGAGCUCAUAUUGUUGCUUCAAGAGUCUCACCAGGACGACUCCAUCCAAUCAGUGGUGACAUCAAGUUCCCAACCCACCUCUAUACCCCUUCUGAUGGCUUGCACAGCCAACGUAAAGACGGUGGUGGCUAAUCCCAUUGUCUAUCUGACCAACCUGACUCAUGACAUCUUGCAGACCAUCAAUGCACUCGACUCUCCUCCACAUCCUGAUGUUGUUAACAAUGAGAUCUAUGUGAUGCACACCUUAGCUGCUUCCUUGUCUGCCUGUAUAUAUCAGUGUCUAUGUGAUGGACACACCUACAGCCAUGUGGACCAUUUCACAGGGAUUGUGUACCAGAGUGUAUUGUUGUCUAAGAAGCAGCCAGUAAGAACUGUCAGCAUGGAUGAGUCUGUUCAGCCCAACACUUCUCCUGCACAGUGGCCAGGUAUUACCGCUCUGAUUCGUCUGUUGAGUUCAGCCGGUGAGGAGAGCCAGCCAGGCUUGGCUGUGCUCCUCUGUGAGAUCCUGACUGCUGUCUUCCUCAGUCUGUUUGUUCACGGUAUGGCCAGUCACUCCAGCAACGAGCUGUUUCGCAUCGUGGCCCAUCCUCUCAACAGCAAGCUUUGGGUGACGGUGUUUGGAGGAGGCGUCCGGAUCCCUGUGAUAGAGAAACCUAACAGCCCAACAAGACCACCCCCAGCAGCCUCUCCGAGUGGCUCAGACAGGAAGUCCAGACGAUUCAGGCUUCUGUCAUCACGCAGUGGAUCCAGAGAGGAGUCUGGAAUAGAGCGGGAGGGUUCAUCCAGUCCCAAGCAUGUCCCUGUAGUGGAACAAGCAGCUACCACCAUCUUUAAAGAACGAUUUGUCCCUCCAGAGAUCAGCAUUUGGGAUUACUUUAUCACCAAGCCUCUGUUGCCACCAUCAGAAGCCAGAAUUGAGUAUGACUCUGAGGAGAGCCAAGGCAGUCAAGAUGAAGAUGACGAUGACGAUGACGAUGAAUAUGAAGAUGUGUUUGACCCUACCUCUCCACAACGAGAGCAUUCGAACCACAAUUCGUACAGUUGGUGUUUAAUGCGUCUGGCAAUGGUUCAGCUGGUGUUGGUCAAACUCAAGUCUUUUUACCCAAUGGCAGGAUAUGAUCUGUUAGAUCUGCCUGUGGGCUCUCCUUUGUGUCACGCUGUGCUGAAGACGCUGCAGCGCUGGGAGCAGGUACUGCAGAAAAGGCUGGAGAUCUUUGGGGGGCCUCCUUCCAAAUACAUCUCCACACACCUCCAAGAUGGAGCAACCACACCUGGCCCAGCCCUGCUCAGACACAAGGCCCUGUUUGAACCGUCCAACACCCCGUUCAGGACUAACCACCAUUCAGCGCUGCCAGUGAAACGUUUGUGGCAGUUUCUUGUCAAGCAGGAGGAAGUGCAGGAGACUUUUAUUAGAAACAUCUUUACCAAGAAACGGGACCCGAACGAGUCGCUUGAGGACCAGACUGACAAUAUGAAAUGUUCAGGGAUGGACGAGACAGGAAACAAUCAGGCUGAGUCAGAUCUGGGCUGCCCCGGAGGAAAGGCACGCAUCAUCCACAAGGAAUCCGACAUCAUCACGGCCUUUGCGAUCAACAAGGCAAAUCGUAAUUGUUUAGUCAUGGCCUCCACCCAUGACAUUCAGGAGUUGGAUGUGUCCUCCAUCUUGGCCACACAGAUCUUGACAUGGAUCGAUGAUGAUGAGGCAGAAGCCAAAAGUGUUGGAGGCGAUGACUUUCUGGUGGUCCAUGCACGUGAUGACUUCGCCGCCCUCCAUGGUACCACACCAUACACCCACAGUAGCCCUGGCACACCCAUCAACAUGCCAUGGCUGGGAGGCCUGCAGACAGGCAGGGGCGCAGCCAUGAUGAUCAAGAGAAAUAUCAAUAAUGUGAGAAGAAUGACCUCUCAUCCCACACUGCCUUACUACCUGACGGGAGCUCAGGAUGGUAGUGUGAGGAUGUUCGAGUGGGGUCACUCCCAGCAGAUCAUCUGCUUCAGAAGUCCAGGCAACUCCAGAGUCACCAGGAUACGAUUCAACCACCAAGGAAACAAGUUUGGUAUCGUAGAUGCUGACGGAGGUUUGAGUCUCUGGCAGACCAACACAAGUGGGAAUGCACCCAAACCAUUCCUGACGUUGCAGUGCCACAACAAGACAGCUCAUGACUUUGUCUUUGUGGGCUCCUCCUCCCUGAUCGCUACUGCGGGUCUUUCAACAGACAACAGGAACGUGUGUUUGUGGGACACUCUGGUGACUCCUGCUAACAGCCUUGUACAUGCUUUCUGCUGCCACGAGUCGGGUGCCACCGUGCUUGCGAUGGCCCCCAGGCAGCAGCUGCUUAUCACAGGUGGGAGGAAGGGCUGGAUCAGCGUUCUGGAGCUUCCCCACAGGCACCAGCGCCAGAGCUUCCAGGCCCAUGACUCGCCGGUCAAAGCGCUGGCCGUCGAUCCAAUUGAGGACUGCUUUAUCAGCGGAUCAGCUGAGGGCAACAUCAAGGUUUGGAGCCUGGCCACGCAGUGUCUCCUCUACGCCUUUCAAAACGAACACGCCCGCCAGUCGCUUUUCAGGAACCUGGGCACGGGUGUCAUGCAGAUUGAGGUGGGACCUGCCAAUCACAUCUUCUCCUGUGGCGCCGACGGAACCAUGAAGAUGAGGAUCCUCCCCAACCGCUUCAGCGUCGUCAACAACAACCACGGCAACCUAAAGAACGACGUCAGAUUCAUCAUAUAGACAGAAAAAUGUGGAGUUAAAGCAAUUGAACUGAAUAAUGUGAAGUGCAUUUUACAAUGGAGGAAAGUUUCUGGCACUAUUUUGGAAAGGACCUUAAUACCUGAUUGAAACAUUGGCCGUCAUGGGUUCAUUUUGGGGGAACAAGGCCAUAACAGAACAAUGAUGUCAAGUAUUAUCAGCCAGUUUAAAUGAAGAAUGGCUUUCAUGAUAAAACAGGUGAAAUAUUCAUAGGAUUUGCAGACUUUCGCAGAGUGAGAGCGUGUCGUCUGAUCCAGGCCCUCUGGGAUUGACCGUGCAGUGAAAUGAUAGCAUUGUGCUGUGCUUUGUGUGACACAUGAACCCAAACUUGGCAUUAAAGCCGACCAAACCCAAAAGCCUCUAAUAGUGUUUUAAACUGUUGUGGAAGUUAAAAGUGGGCACAGGGUAACGGGCGAGGGCAAGAGACAAAGGCCCAGCUGGAGAUUCUCGAAAACAAACUCCCAGCUCAGCGUCUGCUGAAGAGCACAGAGCUUUUGAUUUUUUUUUUUUUCCCUUUUGUUUGUUUUUUGUUUUUGUUUUUUUUUUGCACAGGAAGCGAAGCUGUAGAAGGAGCAAGAGUGAGAGGAGACUGAAGAGUCUAAAGCUGCAGCAUUGUUCUACUUUAACAGUAUCACCUUCUCUUUAGUUCAUGUUAGUAAAGCAGUGAGGAUAGUGGACGCUCUUCUGCAAUCACUGCUGGCGCGUUCAGGUGAUUAAAAUAGACUGGGUGCGCCCCCUGCAUCGUACAGAUACGCGAUCCCCUCGGGGGUUCGAACAUCUCAAUGCUACAACCUCGUCAGACCCGCUCAGCACAAGGCAGUGAGAUCAGUGGCCGUCGUACAAAGCACAUCGGAUCCAGUCACAAGGACUCCCAGCACAUUCUAGUGUCCAGUGUAAAUCUUUUUCUUUUUUAUCACAAAUGAUGCCAGCUUGGUUUGAAAAGCAGAGGACCAGCUGUUUGUCGCGAUCAAACCACACUUUAGGAAAUACGGGAUGUCAAUAUCAUAUCGCUAUUUUGUCGUGUCACGUUUUAAUUUUGGCCGACGUCCUCUCCCGGCCUGACUUGACACGAACACAGGACGCUUGAUUUUUGUACAGGUGGAAAGAAUCAACACAUCAUAUCUCUUAAAUUUAAAACACAAGUUUGACCUUUCAG
Molecule: messenger RNA, 10664 nt
Organism: Xiphias gladius (swordfish)
Lineage: Eukaryota; Metazoa; Chordata; Actinopteri; Istiophoriformes; Xiphiidae
Product: dmX-like protein 1
Exons: 50
Coding region: 149-9490 (3113 amino acids)
Biological process (GO): vacuolar acidification
Cellular component (GO): RAVE complex
Molecular function (GO): protein binding
Source: RefSeq, a predicted model, not a curated record